Messenger RNA from Xyrauchen texanus (razorback sucker), 2783 nucleotides. RefSeq names its product polymerase (DNA directed), mu (gene polm). Gene Ontology annotation, cellular component: nucleus. Gene Ontology annotation, biological process: double-strand break repair via nonhomologous end joining. Lineage: Eukaryota; Metazoa; Chordata; Actinopteri; Cypriniformes; Catostomidae. Gene Ontology annotation, molecular function: DNA binding; DNA-directed DNA polymerase activity. The record is from RefSeq and is a predicted model, not a curated record. Bases 188 to 1672 code for a protein of 494 amino acids. The transcript is spliced from 11 exons.
UUUAUGACUUUUUUCAUGUUAACUGGCAUGCUUCCCACUUCAAUGCGGUGGAGGUGCAGGUGCAUAGAUGCUGUCUAAUCUGCUCUGUUGUAGUAGAUGGGGUGAUCAAUGGAUUCUACAUGAUUUAAACCACUAGAGGUGAUUCAAAAUAUUAUAGAUAGAUAGACAGACAGAUAUAGAGAGAAUAAUGAUCCCAUUAAAGCGCAGGAAAAUAUCUCAAACUGAAAGUCAUCAGAAUGAAAGCUGUAAGUUUCCCCGUGUGCCUAUUUUCAUCCUGGAGAGGAAGAUGGGGGCAUCUAGAAGAGCAUUCCUUACACGACUAGCACGAAGCAAAGGGUUUCUUAUCAAGGAAGCAUACAGUUCUGCUGUCACACACGUUGUAUCAGAAAACAACAGCAGAGAUGAAGUCCAGGCGUGGCUGGAAAACCAAACAGGAGCAGACACAUCCACUUCAGUCCAUCUGUUGGACGUCAGCUGGUUUACAGAGAGCAUGGAGGCGGGACGUCCUGUUACAGUUCAGGACAAACACAGAUUGAAGGUUAACACAAAACAUAAUGGGGUUGAUAAUGUCAUUCUGAUGAAAAGUUAUGCUUGCCAAAGAAGAACACCCUUGAAGCACCACAAUUUAUUCCUGACAGAAGCUCUCGAGCUCCUGGCUCAGAAUGCAGAAUUUAGUGUGAAUGAAGGACGGAGUGUGGCGUUCAGACGGGCAGCGUCGGUGCUAAAGGCACUUCCGCAUCGGGUGCAUAGCAUGGAUGAGCUAAAGAGUUUGCCUUGCCUGGGCGAGCACUCACAGAGGGUUAUAAAGGAGAUUUUAGAAGAUGGAACAUCAAGGGAAGUGGAGUCAACAAGACAGUCUGAGCAAUUUCAGACCAUGAAGGUAUUGACUGGUAUUUUUGGGGUGGGUGUGAGAACGGCAGAUCGCUGGUUUAGGGAGGGUCUGCGAUCUCCAACGGACUUGAUCCGGAUGGGUCAACCGCUGAACCGUGAACAGCAAGCAGGAGUAAAGCAUUACGAUGAUCUCCAGAAACCUGUCACUAAAGCAGAGGCGGAUGUCAUCAGUGAUAUUGUACAGGAAGCUGUGUGUGCUGUGCUGCCCGGAGCAGAGGUCCAGCUGAUGGGGGGAUUCAGGAGGGGGAAAGAAGUCGGUCAUGAUGUGGACUUUCUCAUAACACAUCCAGAAGAGGGCAAAGAGGAAGGACUGAUGGCCAAAAUUAUUAAGUGGCUUGAGGAGAGGGGUUUACUGCUAUAUCAGAAGACAACCAGAAACUCUUAUUUGGAGAAAAUGGACGGUCCAGCUCGGCCACCUAAUAAUAUAGAUCGCUUUGAGAGGUGCUUCUCCAUAUUUAAGCUUCAGAUAUCUGAUAGAAGCACAGGAAGUGAUGCUGAAAGAUCAGUCAGCCAAUCAGAGACCUCGAGCUGGCGAGCUGUACGCGUAGAUCUUGUGGUCAGUCCCUACUGUCAGUUUGCCUUUGCUACUCUUGGCUGGACAGGGUCAAAGCUGUUUGAGCGGGAGUUGAGAAGGUGGGCGGGGCAAGAGAAGCACAUGUCCUUGAGUAGCCACGCCCUGUACGACCGCAAUCAGAAUCAUUAUCUCAGAGCUCAGACAGAGGAGGAGAUUUUUGCCUACCUGGGACUGGAGUUUAUUCCUCCGUCUGAGAGGAAUGCCUGAAUCUGUCCAUCUCCGAUUCUCACCACAGAUGUGUUUGUGUGUGCUUUGACCACAGAGACUUACAUUUCCAUUACUGCAAUAUGUUAUUUAUUAGCUCUCCAACCAGUUGUGAUCACGUAGAAAGGAAUGGACUGUAAAUGUUUUGCAAAGAUCAGAUAUCCAGACACUGUUUUAAUCGGUACACAAUUGAACAGUUUCAGUACUCUAUACGAGAUCCAUACGUACAUUAUUAGGUUUUAACAUUUGAUACUUGUAAAUACAUUGGGGGGGUUCUUCAUAAAAGACAUUAUUUGUCUCAUUGAAACUUUUAUACUUUAUAAGGAUUGUUUUUAUUGAAACUCAAAAUGUGUCUUCAUUUUUUUCCCAUAUAGGCACUGUUGUAAUUUGACAAUUCUUUUCUUUAAAUAUAUGGCAUGCUUUGGGCGCUUUUUGCUCAUUAACUUAAUGUAGAGAUCAUGUCAAGCCCAUGUGUCGUGAGCACAUGCACCAUCCACUGUGCUACUCUUCUUAUACAGCAUGUCAAAUAUACUGUAUGUCAUAUUCUCCCAAUUGUUUUCACACUUUCUUGGCUGUGCGAUACACUUAAAUCUGACACACACACAUAUGUCUUAGAGGACUUACAGGUUUGUCAGAGAGAGAGAGAGAAAGAGUAUUUCCUGAAUGUUUAUAUGAUGUUAAGAAAUCUGCAGGAUGCAUUUGUGGUGACAUGAUGUGUCCUUCCUGUAUUUGCACCUGGAUCAUUUUGACCCGAUUUCCCCAGCUGCUUACAUACAGAUUGCAUAUAUUUGAGACGCCCCCAUCCUCCUUAUUGUAAACAGAUGUCUCUGAAGUAUGAAUUCACCUCUUCUCUCAGUGUGAGUGGCAGCACUGUUUAUUUAGUCCUUACAAUAGCAACAACCGUGUCUUGAUAGAAUGAAUCCAUGUGUCAGAAGGUAACGGAAAAUACACCUAAUAAGAAACAGGGUUACCAUGCAACCUGGAAAACCUGGACAUUUUUAAUGCAGAUUUCCAGUCACGGAAAAGUACAAAGAAAUUUGCUAAAUGUAUUUGUCCUGGAAAAUAUUUCAGUGAACAAAUCCCUGUCACACACUUUCUCUGCUGCCAUCUCUGC